Astrephomene gubernaculifera is the source of this 2585-nucleotide messenger RNA. NCBI's taxonomy places the organism in Eukaryota, Viridiplantae, Chlorophyta, Chlorophyceae, Chlamydomonadales, Astrephomenaceae. The record is from the annotation of a GenBank genome assembly.
GUCGCUGCGGCCCUCCCGCGGCGGCGCCGUGGCGGCUGCUGCUGCUGCUGCGGGCAAGGGGCCGGCGAAGGCGGCAAAGGCAGCAGCAGCUGCUGCUGCGGAGUUGGUGGACGCGAGCAGUCUGGAGGAGGGUCGCACGGUGUGCGGCUACGUGAAGCGCUGCGACGCCAAGGGGCUCUUCCUGGCGCUGGACCGGUACCGCGACGCGCGCAUCAAGCUGGGCAACCUGUCGGACGGCUUCAUCGAGGACCCCGCCGCCGCCUUCCCGCCCGGCAUGCGGCUGGAGGCGCGGGUGCUGAAGCGCGCGGAGGACGGCAGGCUGGAGCUCACGUUGCGCUCCACCUCCCGUCUGCCCUCCGCGGCGGGCGGCGCCGUGUCGCUUCGUGAGCUGCGGGCGGGGCAGCUGGUGGGCGGGCGGGUGCGGAGGGUGGAGAAGUUUGGUGUGUUUGUGGAGCUGGAGGGGGCGGGCGGGGCGCCGGUGGUGGGUCUGGCGCACAUCAGCGAGCUGGCGGACGGGCCGGUGCGCGACAUUGACGCGGCGUUCAAGGCGAAGCAGCAUGUUCGCGCGGUGGUGACCAAGGUGGAUGUGGAGGCCAAUCGGCUGUCACUGUCGCUCAAGCCCUCCGUGCUGCAAGCGGCGGAGGAGGCGGAGGCGGAGGCGGAGGCGGGCGGCAAGGCGCGCGGCACCAAGCGGCGGAAGGGGGCGGACAUUGACGAGGAGAUGGCUGAGGCGGCUGACGAGGAGGAUGAGGAGCAGGAGGACGGUGAGGAGGGCGAUGGUGCCUCUUCAGAAGACGGCGAGGGUGAGGAGGAGGAGGAGGAGGAGGAGGAGGAGGGCGGCAAGGGCGGCUCGCUGGACCCCGAUGUGGAUGUGGACGAUGUGGAUGUGUCGGAGGAGGAGGAGGAAGAAGAGGAUGGGGCGGCGGCUGGUGCGGAGAGCGACGAGGGCAGCGAGGGGGAGGAGGAGGAGGGCGAGGACGAGAAGGCCCCGCGGGCCCGGUCGCAACCAGCCAUGACCUCCACCGGCAACCUGGACCUCACCGCCCCCUGGGGUGAGCUCCUGCUAGCCGACGACCCACGGGUCACUUCCGGCGCCGGCGGCGCCGGCACGUCCGACGCCUCCGCUGACGCCGACGGCUCUCGCAGCAAGCUGUCCAAGGGCCAGAAGAAGCGCCUCAAGGAGCAGCACGAGCGGGAGAUCCGGGAGGCUGAGCUGGCUCGGUUGUCCGGCUCUGCGGCGCCCACCAGUGUUGCGGAUUACGAGCGGCUGGCGCUGAGCAGCCCCAACAGCAGCUUCGUGUGGAUCAAGUACAUGGCGCUGCACAUCAGCCUGGGGGAUGUGGACGCGGCCAGGAAGGUGGCGCAGCGGGCGCUGGACACCAUCAACUACCGCGAGGAGGGCGAGAAGUUCAAUGUCUGGGUCGCCUGGCUCAACCUGGAAAACGCCUACGGCACCGCCCCCGGCGCCUCCUCCACCCCUGGCGGCAGCGAGGAGGGCGGCGGAGCGGCCAUGGAGCUGCUGCGGCGCGCGCUGCAGUACACCGACCCCAAGAAGAUGUACCUGGCGGCGCUGGGCAUCUUUGAGCGCAGCGGGCGGGAGGAGCUGGCGGAGCAGCUGGUGCGCACGCUGACCAAGAAGCACGGCGGCAGCGUCAAGGUGUGGGGCCGAGCCAUCGAGCGGGCGCUGCAGAAGGGCGACGGAGAGUCCGCGCGCAAGCUGCUGGAGCGGUCGCUGCAGUCGCUGCCGGCGCGCAAGCACGUCAAGGCGCUGGUGCGCACCGCACUGGCGGAGUUCCGUCUGGGCAGCGCGGAGCGGGGGCGCGGCAUCCUGGAGGGGGUGCUGCGGAACUACCCCAAGCGGCUCGACCUGUGGAACGUGUACAUCGACCAGGAGCUCAAGACGGGCGAGCAGGCGCGCAUCCGUGCGUUGUUCGAGCGCGCCACGCACCUGCCGCUGCCGCCCAAGAAGAUGAAGUUCCUGUUCCGGCGCUACUUGGAGUACGAGAAGCAGGAGGGCGACGCGGCGGCGGUGGAGCACGUGAAGCGGCGGGCCAUGGAGUUCGUGGAGAGUGCCAUCAAGGCGUGAGGCGGCGAGGCAUAAGGAAGGAAAUAAGGAGACAAGUGAAGUGGGAAGGGGUUUUGUCUCGGGAGCAGGAUGAGUCUUUGUGUGGGGACUGGGUAACUAUGGGUUGCCGGCGGUUGGUCAUGAGGCGCGUGCGGCUGCUCGAAUUGGUUUGAAGCCGCAUGCAGUCACCCAUGUGCUGUGAGGCACUGCUGUGGGGACAGUAUAGUGAAAGGGGAUGUGUUAACACGCAGCUUGUGUUGGAGGUUCUGGUUAGACGAUGUUCAGGAGUGUUGAGGUUGUGAAGGAGGGGUCUGGUUGGCUCCAGGGUUGGUAGAAAGUAAAGGCUUGGGCGGAUGUAGCGGUAAUCUGAGAUAGAACUGGCGUUAAAAGAUGCGGGUGGCCUGGCCCUUUACAGGAUCCGGCGUUUGGUCGCUGUUUGUUGCCGCAGCACCAUCGUAUGCCUGGAAAGGAGUGAAACGGGUGUAAAAGCUGAUGGCUGAUUGUAACUAUCCUCUGCCUA